AUGACUAGCAAAGAAUCCAAGACUUUACCGAAAGAGUCCAACGAAUGGACUGCCAUCGCCAUCCACGGUAUGCCCGGGAAUUAUGAACACUUCAGCGGUUUGUUUGAGACUUUUGGUGGCAAAGAGUCUUCAGUUCGUGUGAUUUCGCCAAAUAUGCCUGAGUUUAGUCUCACCCGACAGUCAAUGGCUUUCUGGCACUCAAACAAUGAAAGAUCACAAUUCAUACGAGAUUUUUUGAAAGCCAUUAAUGUUUCACAAAUUGAUUGCCUUAUCAGUCAUUCCGCUGGUAUUCAUCCAAUCGCUAAGAUUUGGUCCAAACCCGAAGAUCUGAAGAUCGGAUCAAUUGGUCUGUUUUGUCCGCAGCCUCUAUGGGUCACAAAAUUAUUCUUCCGUUUGAGUCGAAACUUAGCUUAUUUUGCGGAAAACAAGAUCGGAAUUAAACUGAUGGACGUCUUGAGACCCGAUCUAAUCGCCCAUCGAUUUGGUUAUCCAAUGAGAUUUGAAUCGGUGGAUGAGGUCCUGAUGUUAUGGCUUUUCUCACGUUUAGAUCCAAAUAAUCUUCAUAAGAGAUUAGAGUAUUUAAAGAAUCACAAGAUUCCGACUCUUGUGGUGUACGGAGAGAGGGAUAAACUGAUUCAAAAAAGCGCUAAUGAAAGAGAUUUUGUCCGCUUUACCGAUGAGAAUACACCACAAAGUAGACCACAAAAUGAUGACAAGAUUUUGUCAAAAAUCUGUUAUCCUAGGGAAUUUGGAUUAUUAGGAAACUAA
Molecule: messenger RNA, 768 nt
Organism: Medioppia subpectinata
Lineage: Eukaryota; Metazoa; Arthropoda; Arachnida; Sarcoptiformes; Oppiidae
Source: the annotation of a GenBank genome assembly